Messenger RNA from Chroicocephalus ridibundus (black-headed gull), 20650 nucleotides. RefSeq names its product purine rich element binding protein A (gene PURA). Gene Ontology annotation, biological process: regulation of transcription by RNA polymerase II. The record is from RefSeq and is a predicted model, not a curated record. Gene Ontology annotation, cellular component: nucleus. The transcript has 2 exons. Gene Ontology annotation, molecular function: DNA-binding transcription factor activity, RNA polymerase II-specific; RNA polymerase II transcription regulatory region sequence-specific DNA binding; purine-rich negative regulatory element binding. NCBI's taxonomy places the organism in Eukaryota, Metazoa, Chordata, Aves, Charadriiformes, Laridae. The coding region runs from base 72 to 1016 and encodes 314 amino acids.
CGCGGGGUGGGGGGCGCCGGGCGAGAAGCGGCGGCCGAGGCCGAGCGGCGGCGGCGGCGGGCGGCGGCAUCAUGGCGGACAGAGACAGCGGCAGCGAGCAGGGCGGCGGCGGCGGCGGCGGGGGCGCGGCGGGCGCCGGGGGGCCGGGCUCGGGCGGCGGCGGCGGCGGCGGGGGCCCGGGCGGCGGCCUGCAGCAUGAGACGCAGGAGCUGGCCUCCAAGCGGGUGGACAUCCAGAACAAGCGCUUCUACCUGGACGUCAAGCAGAACGCCAAGGGCCGCUUCCUCAAGAUCGCCGAGGUGGGGGCGGGCGGCAACAAGAGCCGGCUGACCCUCUCCAUGUCGGUGGCCGUCGAGUUCCGCGACUACCUGGGCGACUUCAUCGAGCACUACGCCCAGCUGGGGCCCAGCCAGCCCCCCGAGCUGGCGCAGGCGGCCGACGAGCCCCGGCGGGCGCUGAAGAGCGAGUUCCUGGUGCGGGAGAACCGCAAGUACUACAUGGAUCUGAAGGAGAACCAGCGCGGGCGCUUCCUCCGCGUCCGCCAGACCGUCAACCGCGGCCCGGGGCUGGGCUCCACGCAGGGCCAGACCAUCGCCCUGCCGGCCCAGGGCCUGAUCGAGUUCCGCGACGCCCUGGCCAAGCUCAUCGACGACUACGGGGUGGAGGAGGAGCCGGCCGAGCUGCCCGAGGGCACCUCCUUGACUGUGGACAACAAGCGCUUCUUCUUCGACGUGGGCUCCAACAAGUACGGCGUCUUCAUGCGGGUGAGCGAGGUGAAGCCCACCUACCGCAACUCCAUCACCGUCCCCUACAAGGUCUGGGCCAAGUUCGGCCACACCUUCUGCAAGUACUCGGACGAGAUGAAGAAGAUCCAGGAGAAGCAGCGGGACAAGCGCGCCGCCGCCGCCGCCGCCCCCCCCGCGGGCGCCGGGGCCGAGCCGCCCCCCGAGGCCGAGGCCGCCGCCGCCGGGCCGCCCGGCGCCCUGCUGCAGGCCGAGGAGCCCGAGGAGGACUGACCGCCCGCCCCCCGGGACGCGGACUGGCCCCGCCGCCCCCGGCGGGAGGGCGGGCAGGCGGCGGGGCGGGGGGCGCGGCGGCCGGGAGCUCCCCCCCCCUGCCCCCCGCGCCGCCGCCGCCGCCUCCCCCCGGCGGCCCCGCCGCCGCCGCCGCCGCCCGCCCGGCGCCCCCCCGCCGCCCGGCAGCAGCGCCUGCGACCCGCCACCCAUCGCUGGAUGUUCCUCCACUUUACCCACCGUAUCAAACAGUAAGCAGCUGCUAAAACAAAACAAAACAAAAAAAACAAAACACACACAAAAAAAAAAGUCAAAAAAAGUAAUAACAUUAUAUAUGAACUGUGUUUCCUACUUGAUUAAAAAUAUAAAGAACUGAGUGUUUAUUUCCCUAAUUAACCGAGAACUUUUGUACACGUUUAAGCUAUUAUUAUUAAAAGUGUUUGCAAAAAUGGUCAAGAUUAUAAUAUUGCUGAAUUAUAUAAAAAAAAAAAGUCCUUUUCAUGUUGAGCUAACAUUUGACUUUAGCACAAAAAAAAAAAAGAGAUAUUUUAGAACACGUAAAAUAAUAUUUUUAGUUUUUUCUUCUCAUUUUGUUACCAAAUUUCGAACCUUACAUGGAGGUUACUAUAGUAUAUUUGACACCCUAUAUACCUGUGAUUAGAGAUGUGUAUAUAUAUAUGAGGGCUAGGCAUGCUGUGUGUCUGAGCUUUGUCUAAAUGUUAUGCAGAAGUUUGUAGAGUUAAAAGGUACGUAGGUUUAAUUCAUGCAAGGUAAACAAUAAGUGCUCUCUUUUAUACAAUAUGCAUUGCAUCUGGACCUUAAACAUAUAAAAAUGGUCAGUGAAACUUCUGUGAACAUGAAGAAAAAUUAUUAAAAAAGGCAUUUAAAUGAAAUUUGCUAACUUGUGAUUUUUACGUUUGAACCAAAGUUAUUCAAAUAGUAAAAAAAAAAAAAAAAAGAAAAGAGGAAAAGGAAAAAAAAAAAGAGAGAGAGAGAAAAAAAAGAAAAGUAAAGAAUUUCCUCCCGUAAUAUUUUUUUCUGCACCUGUUUGGUUUACAACUGAGUAGGCGUAUUGUCAUUAUUGUGUAUAUGAGAUGUACUUGUAUUGUUCAUAAUAUAUUUUUUUUAUUCUGUGUACUUAAAGUACUUAACCUGACGUGCAGCGGUUUCCAGUCAACCUGUUUUUGGACAGCAGGUAGCGAGCCUUUCCGUGUUGCCACUGGCACUAGCACUAUCUCCUCAAUGCGUGAGAGAGGUCCGAACCUACGCUUUGAUCCCCGCCAGUGCCGCUAACUCCUCUAGGCCUGUUAGAAAUCAGUGCGACGCAAUUGCAGAGUAAUCCUACUGAGCCAUGGGGUUCGGCGGUUCGUGCUAAAGCGAAAGCCCGGCCGGUGUGUGUCUGUAACGGAUUUCCAUGUAGCUGUGGUGCUAGUUCUUACUGGCUACAUACCUGGCGAGCCUCGCCGUGCCCAGCCCUCCCCGUCCCAGCCUCCUCGCCGGCGUGCACGCUCGCGGGCUCUACCGAAGCCUAGGCUAGGGAGACGCAGAUUUGUCAGAACACUAAUCUGUCCAGGUGUGUUCUCCAAAUUGAAAUUGUCUGUAAUAAUAAUAAGAAUAAUAAUAGACUUUUACAGGUUGUUUUUGUUGUUUUGGUUUUGUUUUUUUUUUCUUUUAAAAAUUUGGUGUGCUUUUAAUUGACUAACUUCUUGCUGCUGUAUAGUAAAAUAUUAAUAUAUUUUUAUCAUUAAACUGCUGCAUGACUAUCAUCAUUAUGAGUGAAAACGUUAUAAAAAAGAAAAGAUGCCUUAAACAGUGAAAACAAAACUUUUCUUUUCUUUUCUUUUCUUUUCUUUUCUUUUCUUUUCUUUUCUUUUCUUUUCUUUUCUUUUCUUUUCUUUUCUUUUCUUUUCUUUUCUUGGCCAGAAUUCAGUAGACAGCGUUUCAGAGAAACUAGGAUCUUGUUCCACUCGGAAGUUUUUUUGGGAUGCCAUCCUUUUUCUUAACGCUCUUGGCAAAGUUAGCCGUCUGGUAGACCUAGCCGCUGCGCGCAGAAGGCACCACCUGUAUGAGCAGGAGCUGCCAGCGCUUCUUUACUGAUGGUCAAGGAUGGAGUUUUGGAAGGGUGGGGAGAGAGAAGAAAAAAAAAAAAAAAGCUUGUUAUAAAGAAUUUUUAUUUCCUGCUGUCUUUUUAUUUCCAUUUGAAGUUAUAAUUCCCCUUUUCUUUUUUUUUUUUUUAUUAUUUUGAGAUGUACUGUAAGUGUCAAAACAAGCUGUUUCCAUUGUACCGUGCAUUAUUUCCCUUUAAAGAAGUUUGCUGUUAGUGUUCACAGAAAGUUAAAUCCGAGAUGCCGGUAGCGAGGUGUUUCUGUUUCUUUUUAAACAAUCACUGGAAAUGUUUAAAAUUGCUUUAAUGUGCACUUUCCUAUUUCCCAGUAGUAAAAUAAGCUUUCGGAGCGCGUAAUGUGACGUUUGAAAUGGUUCUCAAUUGCAUGUAAACAUUUGUCUGAUAACCUGCUUUUGAAUCGGAGGGUCUGGAUGGGCAGUUCCAUCGAUUAUUGUACUUCAACUGUGAUGUGUGCGGGACUGCAUUCUCCAUGCUGCUAGUCGUAGUUAGGAAAUUAAUUGCUUUGGUUUUGCUACUUGAUUGAUUGUCUCGGUCCUGCUGUUCGCUGCCCUCCCCAAAGUUGUGGCCGCGCUCAGCCGCUCGUGGUUGUCCCCGCGGUCGGUGGCGGGAGGCGAGGAGUGCCCGCCGGUGUCCCCCCCUUGCCCGCCCGGCGUCGGGGAGCACCGCCAGCGAGGCAACCGCGCCGGGGUCUUCCUCGCCCGCGCCCCCGCGUCCUGCCCGGGGUCCGGCUGACUGGGGGAGCGCGGGGGCCGUGUGGUUCCAGUCAGACCAGUAGAGUCUGUGGCAGCCCCGCUGGCAGUCUUGUGAACAGUGUCCGAGAACCUUGUGGUCAGUUUUUGUCUCGUUUUGGGUUUCUUCUGCGUGUUUCGUUGUUUUUUGUCGGGUUUUGUUUUUUUUUUCUUUCUUCUUUUAACGCACGUUGUGUAUGUUCUAGGACUUUAUGAAUGAUGAUAAUGAAAGACUAAAAUGACUGUAAAGGUUCAUGGGAUUUCGCUUCUGGUUUUGUUUGGAUUUAUUUUUUGCUUUUUUUAAAUUUAUUUUUUUUUUUCCCCCCAGAGGUGCUCGGUACUUUACCAAGGCUCUAAUAUCUCAGUAUAUGAAACAAAGUACAGAAAACCCGUUUUAAUGUUAGAAGGAGAAAGGUAUAUUUGACCAUAUGUGUUGUUUUAAAAAAAGACAGUAUGCUCAAAUGUGCCAAGAUAUCUAAUUCCUGAGAAGUAUGCCUUAUAUUUCCGUGAUUAUAUGCUUUUAAAUGUCUUGUAGAAUAGGUCCAAGAGCAUGAUAAAAACUACUUUAUAAUGACUACGUGCAAGAAAACUUGAAAUUCAUUGCAAUACUGACAUUAUUUUAUUUUUAAGUUAAAGGGACACUGUCAAGUAAUUUACCAUUGAAAUACAGCCGCCCUUUGAGUGGGUUUGUGCUAAUGGCAAUUCAAAUCCCAAUUCAAAGUCAUUAUUAUUAUUUUUUGUUUGUUUGUUUUAAAAAACGGUAAAAUCGCUCUGACAAGUUAAAAAAAAAAAAAAAAAAAAAGAGAACGAGCCGCUGUUGAUUCACGCCUCUUCUUUGCGGUCCGGCUGGCGAUGCGGCUGCGAGAGGCGUCCCUGCGGCCGGCCGCCCCGGAGCAGGCGGGACUGGCCGGAGCGUCCUGGAGCGAGCUCCGGGCCGGCAUUGCCAGGGGGGUCUGAGCUGCGGCCAGGCAGGGCCCGCGGGCCACUGGCCAGGAGCUCGGCUGCCCGCGAGCCGCUCAGCUGCCAACCGGGCAUACCCACGGGCGGUGGGGAGAACUUUUUGGAAAAUUCAAUUUGAAAAAAAAAAAGGGAAAAAAAAACCCACAAACAAACCAAAAAAACCCCAACAAAUAAAAAUACUUGACAGUGUCACUUUCUUGCGUAUCCCUCGCAGGGGUUGAAACGUGCCGGGCGCGAUCGCGGCCGCAGCCGGGCGGUGGUGCGGCACAGAGGGGCUGCCCGGGCAGAGACCCCCCCGGUCGCGCGGGGCAGAAACCUGCCGGCCGUUUAACCCCUGCCCAGAGCCGACCGGUAACUUCUCUUUUUUUUUGGGAGCAAUUACUUUGUUGCCUUUAAAAAUAGCACUGUAACCACCUUUUUUUAUGAUUAGCUGUAGUGUAACCUUUGUCCCUUUAAACUAUGCAAGCUAUGAAAUGUAAAUUAGGGAUCAGUUAAAGAUAGUUGAUUAUAUUCAAUCAGAUGGCAUUCGUGCACUAACUGGAUUAUAUACAGAUAAAGCUAUUAGAGUGACUUGUAUGCUAACAGCAAGAUAUAACAUACCUACCUAUUCUAAAAAAAUGACUAUUAAUAUUGUAUAACAGGACUGUGGGGUUGGGAGGGGAUGUUAUCUCUUACCUUCUUAAAAGGGGAUUUAAGAUUUUUAUAACUGUUUUUUCCAUCAAACUUUAAUAUUUUUGUCAAAUUUUUAGGUAUUUAAUUUGUAAAAUAGAUUUUACUUUGUACUGGCGUACAGAAAAUAGGGGUUGAUUUAAACUUUUUUGAAGCCAAGUGAUCAAGUACAUUUGUAAUAAAAAGUCAAUGGAUCUAUAUCAGUCGUACUCACUGUUUUCAUUUCUUGUACGUUCUAAUGCAGUGGCGCUGUAUGUCUCCCAAGGAAAAAAAAUUGGGGAGGUGGGUGGAAGGAGAAGGCAAAAAUGUCAGCGUUGACGCUGCAAAUUGAUGCGACUUUCCGUACGCAAGUGGCCCGUGGUCAGUGGAGAUUUGGUAGAUAUGCAUUUUUGCUAAAAACACAUGCACUUUUUCCAGAAGGGUUUACGAAAACCUGACUUUUUGGCAUGUCUUCACUUCAUGCUUCCACCUUGGUGCCCGUAGACCCUACAGCUGCCCUUUGGGAAGCGCGUUUCCCCGGCACUUACGAAAUACAAAAACCAAACAAAGCGCAAAACUGAUUUCUUCUAAGGUGGUGAACUACGGCAUGUGACGGUUUUGCACCCACACACUUUGUCUCCCUCCCUCAAAGCUCUGCCACUUAUCUUCUUUUCUCUAAGUUCAACAGGUUAAACUUUUUUUUUUUUUUUUUGGUUUCUUAAAGUAUAAUUACCAAGUGUUUUGGAUUGAAGACUUCAGCAGAUCCACUGAGUUUGGAUCCAACACCUUGAGGAGCACUGGCAUAAUUAAUUUUUGUUUGCUUGUUUGCUUUAGACCCAGACCUCCCAUUUCCCUUUCCAGGGCAUAUACCAAAUCUGAUUGACUUCUCUGUGGCAGAAGUUGUGGGAGCUAGAAGUGGAGAAUCCUGACAUUAAUGUACAAGAAUGCUAAAACAGGUUUACUUUUCGGGGGGCUCUCGUGAAACGUGAAAACUCAAAAGUAUAACUAGAACCAAGCAAUUUCCUGGGUUCUGCUAGCCCAGCGGGUAGAAAACGACUCUCUCUUAGGUGAGUUGGAAUGAAGGCAGUGAAAGCAAAUUCGUCCGCAGCUGUGCAAUUUGCUCAUUCAAAAACCUGCUGCUUCUUACUGGCGUGGGUUGCUUUUUGAGAGGUAGGGCUCUGCCUAAAGCGCGGGAGAGUUUCUCUGGUAAAACGACACUGUCGAGACUUUUGCAUUUUGCAUUGCAAAUUUGCAGUCCUGGUUUGCACCUUUUUUUUUUUUUCCUUCUUUCUUCUUUUUUCUUUCUUUCUUUCUGGUUAUUGUUUUGGUUUUUUGUUUUUGCUUUGCUUUUUGUCAGGCUUACCCAAACUUUUCUUUUUUCUUUUCUUACCCCCCUCCUCUGCUGUCUGCCUGUUCCUUGUUAACUCAGAUUGUGUAAUUGAAGGGUUCGUGUUGGUGUUUGGACUAUUUGGAAGAAGAGUCCGGUGCAGUUUUAAGUUCUCGGGCCGAGCUUUGUAUUUUUUCGCACGCGCACUUCUCUCCCCAAAAGGUUUUCUCUUCUUGGCUUUCUUCUAUAACGCGUAAAGAUAGGUGAAAUUUUGGUAGCAGAACAUAGAAGCGGGCUGUACGCAAAGUGUUGUCAAAAUGUUUUGACAAACCCGACAAGGUAAACAAGCGAGUUCCAUUUUUGUGCUUGAUUCCUGCUACUGUUGCCAUCUCCUGUGCCACUCGCAACAAUGGAAGAUAAUUUCAGCCCCAGAGCUUUUUUCAAGCCUGUGGUUCCUUUUACUCUGCUGGCUUGCACGUGAUUUAGCUCGCUGGCAACGCAAAUGUUGCGUGUGGGUUGCGAACAUGGCAAGGAGAUAGGUAUAUAUAGUUUAAAGCUAGUUAAGGUUAAUCUAAACGGACUUUCAAAAUUAUAACCUUUUUUAAAAGCCUGUUUUAACCAGAGCCUAACCUUUGGACCUAAAGUUCAUGGCAUCUUUUUUUUCUCUUAAGUGGGAUCUCUUGUGUUGAAAUUUGUGAGGGUGAUGGCCUGAUGGCCGGGGAAGGAUGCUCCUCUCCUGCAGUCCCUCCGCCAGGGCCGGGCUGCUCUGCUCCCGUGGGCGAUGCCGCGUCCCACUCCCGGGCCACGUGGCCUUGGGUCCGCUCUGGGAGUUUCUCUUAGCCUGCCUAUCCCGCUUUCGUACUUCUUAUCUUUUCAAAGCAUUUCAGUUCCCGAUGGGACAGUGUUUUAGCAGCACUACAGUCUGGGGGAAGGUCAGCCUACGUAGGGGUCUGCAACGCAUCCCACAUGUGGCGAAACACAAGUGGGCCAUGAGGCUUUACGGGGCUGUGCGUUGUUUGUCGUUAAUGCCGGUCUGAACCGCUGUAGGCAGCGGAGAGAUCUAAACACCAAAUCAUCCGUUUUUAGGGGUUCACAGAGUUACUUCUCCAGUGGUAUUCCAGAUGUUUUCUUGCAAUUUGGAUGGCGUAAAAGUUGUUGCUGGAGAAGCAGGUUGGAAGGGAAAGGAAGAGUGGGUUUGCAGGCGCUCCCGCAGGCAGGUAUGGUGUCAUUGUGGCCAACAAAGCCAUUGCCUGAGCUGGCGGCCUCAGGCGGGUACACGCCAGGUGAAGAGAGUUCCUCCUGGGGGAGAAGCUGCCAGCAGUCACAGCAGAGGAGGUGCUGUCUGUCUGGAGGGUGGGAAGAGGCUUUCGGAGCAAGGCGGGAGGGCUGGGCCGGCAGAGGUGGUUGGCCGAGGUGUACCGUGGCCAUCGUUCAAGCGCUUCGGCUCCGGAAUUGGUGUUUGGGGUGGUGGGCAGGGGGUGCCACUUGCAGAGGAGCAUGCGAGAGCCAGAUGCCGGCAGCUCUGGCAGACCCUUCUCCGCAGGCAGCCAAGGGGCGUCGGGCAGCUGGUCCCGGGGGCGCGUGGGGCUGAGCUCCCCGGCCGGGGCGGCUCUGCUGGGCCCCUCUGCGCAGUUCGGUGUCAGUACGGGGCUGAAGCCAGAUGAGCAGUCGUGUUUUUUGGGAGAGUCAGAGCGUGUCACGCCUGCCUCUAUAAAAGUAGUAAACAGUUGCGUAGCCUGUUUGAGGCAAAAUAUCGCAGAAGAGGGAGAGCUGAAUUCAUACGGCAAGGAACGAGGCAUGUUUUCAUGGAAAAACGUCAGCUUGAAAUUAAGUGAGAAAAGAUAAAGAUAGGUGACUCCUGGCCCUGCUGUCUGUCUUUUGAGUGUUGACUGAUGAAAACACGACAGAGCAAAUGGCUGGAUGUCCUGGGACAAUGCUUCACUGUCCCUCUGUGAAUCGAUACUGCUGGCGCUCCUUCACCUGGAGAGGGGAUCCGGUCCAGACCCUUUUGCUCUGGAAGCCACCACCUCCAGCCAAGACGCUGCCCUGCUCAGGCUGGCUGUAGGUUUCGCCUGCGCGUGGGUAUUGUCUUAUUUUGGGUGACCAGGACCCCGCACCGGCCGUCCCCAGGGCCACGGUGGUGUCUGCGGUGGCUUUGCAGCUCAGGUCGGGUGCAUGCGUCUGCAGCGAAGCGCUCUGCUAUCCCUGCAUAAGGUGCCUUGGUUUGAUCGCGGAGCAGUCUCGGAGCACGUGACCUGAUUCGGUUUGGAGUCAACUAAGCCAAAAGACCAGCCCUACCAACCAGUGGGCGUUAGGUCCGUUGGGCUAAGCAAGAGCGCGUGGGGGAGUAAAAUCCCCAAAACACAGAUAAUGUGCCCAUCGGGUCCUGAGCAGUGACUGCUUUGCUGUCGAACUUGGCUCUGGCUGUGCUGAUUGCUCGCGUAGACGUAGCCCUAGAUAAAAGAGGAGACCGCCUGUGUAGAUGGCUGGCCGUUUCUGCAUCUCGUUGUCUUGAGGCUUAGGUUCACAACGUGUGGCGUACUUCUGCUCCUUUCCGGAUCAGACAUCAGCUGGGACUGCUCUUGCUUUGAAUGGGCAUCUUCUUUAUCUCCCCAGCAGGUAACUCGGUCUUAGCUCAUAUAAUUCCUUGGCUUUGCUGGUCAUCAGUUGGUUUGCUCUCCGUCCUGACGUGAGCUUUGCAGAAAUACACACCUUAGCCUUUUCUUAAGCCACGUAGGAGACUGAAGCGAAAAGAGGACUGGCUGCAACGCCGGCACUGGGAGUUUGUGCUGAGCCUUCCUGGCUGUGGUGCAGAAGGGCUUUUUUCUUGAAACACUGUCUUGAAAUAUGCAGGAUGUGAAGAAAAGCUUCAUUCUUUCUAUCGCAGAUCGGUGAGGUGAGAGACUUGAGUUGCACCUGCAGCGGGGAAGGAUGUGCCCCUCUUGGCUAGUGAGACCUUGGAGGGAGGCCGCCGUUGUGGGAGCAGAUCUGCUGCGUGCCGCCGGGAAGCAAAAGUGCAUGCCUUGGAGAGAUUUAGAGAGCUUUUCGGGGGAAAAAUCUCUACACGUUGAGAUGUCAUCCUGGUCAACAUGUUGAUUUGGAUGGAGAGCUUCUUGUAAAGGUGGAUUGCAAAUGGCAUCUGAAUCCCCGCGACCGUGUUGACCCCAAUGGGUUUGGAUUUUGUUCCGGACACGGUGCAGAGACCGUGGGGCAGCCCCCGUGGGUGACCCUCUGGGUGCAAGAGAUGGUGUCUCACUGAUGCGCGGCGGUGGUUUCAGCAGUGAGGUGGCACUGUCGUGCCUGCGGGAAGGUCUGGGAGCUGAGCCUGGGCUGUCAGAGACGUCUCCUCAUCCCACGGACUGAUGUGCCGUUGCUCUAGGGUGGGCCAGCACGGGAAAAGGGCUUUCGGGGCUGGCGUGCGAGGACACACGAGCCGCGGGGUCUCUGCUGCAGGGCCGACCCCCGCCGGCAUGUUUGCAGCUCCUCUGUAUCCCCUGCUGUGCUGGUGCGGCCAGUGCCGAGAUGAAGCAUCAGGCUUCAGACGGCGGCUGGAGGGGACCAAGUCUGUGUAAGAGAUGUCCCUGGGUAAUUUAUAUUGCUGGGAGCUGCGAGUGGAGAAAAUGAGCGGUGGCGGUUUUUUCUGUUGCUGGUGAAUGUCUUGAUGUGCGACUCGAGCUCAAAUCACCAGGCGCUUGUCAUACAUGCGGUGCCCUCCAUCCAGCUGGUACAUUAGCCCUGGUCAGAGGCCGGGGUGGGUUUUGUUCCUCUCACUCCGGGUGGAGAGGCGCGCUCUCACGUGCUAGUGCGCAGGAGAGCGUUUGCGCCUCUUGAGCGGACCUGUCUGGACAGGACGUCUCGGAGCAGCACUGUCAUUUGAAGGUCAGCCGCGUUGAUUGGAGUGUCUUUCUCUCCCCCAGGUUGGGCUUGCUGUAGUGUUUCGCUAGGGAAUAUGUUUUAUUUCUCCAUGGUCCGUCCCGGCUGCACAGCGGUUUGUGAGCGCGAUGCAAGCUGAUGGCUUUACUCUCUGUGGUCUCCUGAGGUUGGGAUCUUGCUUUUCCUGGGCUUGCCUUUUGCUUGGGCGUUUGGCAUGGGCUCAAACCAGCAGCCCCUUGGGAGCGUGCAUCGGCAUGUUGGCGUCAGCUGGACCUCACUCCUCAAAGACUCACCUGGGGAUCAAGAAGUGAGCGCUGGCUUUUCAAGGGCCGGCUCUUCUCUUCUGUCCAGCAGAAGCAGUUCCAGCUGUUUGCCUUCCGGGCAAACCGUGAAGGCUUGCUGCUCUGUCAAUACUUCAAGAAAUGCCGGGGCUAGGAAGGGUGGAUAAAGGAUUUUGUGAAAUCUGGUAUUUAAACCUCCCACUUGAGUGAUGCUGAGGAGAGCUGGCAACGGAGCAUUGGCUCAUCAGGAGCUGUGUGGGCAGGUCAAGUUAAGAAAAAUGUUGUGUGAGCAGCACCAGAGCUGAAGAAGAGAAGCCAGAGUCUUGUCAGUUACAGCAUUAUAAAUGCGAUCAAAAUUUCUUUUUGUUAAGAAGACUCUUAUUUAAAUAAUAAAUGACGGUAGGAUCGCCAUUGCCAGGGGCUGCUGAAGGGCAAACAGGCAGAUCUCUGAGCAAAAUAAGGACGAGAGGCUUUGAAUUAUUUUCUAGCAUUAAUAAUUUUGAACUAAGCACUUGCCAAUUCAUGUAAUUGUCAUCUCUGCUUUCAUGCACUCAAACAGUUUGGUUUGUGGAUAGGUCUUUUGACAGUGCUGUGUUCAUUCGAUCUUUAAAAAGAAAAAAAAAGUUGGCUUGUGAGCUGUAACCGUCAAUAGAAGUCCUGGUAAAUGAGUCCUCGCAGGCUUCUGCAAGGCCAUAUGUAACUUAUCUUGUCCAAUGAAAGUCUCUAAUUGGUGGUUUAAAGUAAUUAAAAAAAGAAUCCGUUAACAGCCAGUCUAUUUUUAGUUUAAAGGUGGACUUUAUAUGGUCAUAAAGUAAAAAUUACAGGAAUCGGAGAACAUUGGCUUAAUUGCACUAGGAGCUGCACACAUGAGUGCAGAGAGGACACACUUUAUGAGCGGUUAUCUUCUGAUAAAAUAUUAUACAGUGCAACAAGUGGAGGUGCUCCAAGCUCCAGAAAGUCUCUUGAGACCAAAGUUGCGGAGCUGGUGGAGAAGAGAUGACAUGAAAUCAUCUGCAGAUGGUCGCGGUCCAUCCUCACCUUGGCCCUGGCUGCUUUGCUGUCAUGGUUUAGGGCCAGAUUGGCCAGUGGGGUGAACAACAGAUGAUCUCCCCCACCUCUCUCUCCAAGGAAACGUAUUUGUGGAAACUCGACUUGCAACUGGAUAGGAUUAAAGGGUCUAUUUAUAAUUUAAUGCUAAAGCCUUGGUUGAGGAGUUGUUCUCUGUUCUGGAGAGACCUCCAGAAGCUGGGGAAGGUUUGGAUGGCAGAGGAUUUGGUUGUGGGAAAUACAGGCUUCGCUCCUGAUGAUUAGGAGAUCCAUCUGACGAGUUGCUUGAGUGGACAAGUAGAUCCUAGAAGAUAUCAGAGUGCUUGGAGCAAGCCUGGGGCUAUCAUCCUUGAAGCUGAGAUACUUGGGAAGCUAAAUUUGGGUUCCUGGGAAGAAGACAGAAUUUAGGACAUGGCAGUACCUCUUCCUAAAGUCCUAAUGCAUGCCUGGGAAAACGGUAGAAAGGAUAUGAUGGGGAGGUGAAGUUAAGAGUCAUGACUUCUCAGUGUGGGCUGGUUUCCACUUCAACUGAAGCGUUCCUAGGCUGGUGGCACAGCAAGUGGACAGGGUUUUGGGAGGAUGGACUGAACACGGUGCUGGUGGAAGGCUGAAGCUGUCAGGACUUGGGCAAAGGCUCUGAACAAGAGCACCGGGAACAAAAACAUGUGCCCAUUUCUCCUGGAGGGCAAGGUGUGACUUUUCAGUGCGGGGUUCCAAGGAGGCUGAGAGCAGACUUGUGGAUGCGGGAAAAGCGACCGGCUGUUGGACUGCAGAUUGGGAUAAGAAAUGGGCAUGUGGUCCAAACAAGAAUAACGUCUGUUUACCAGCACGGAAACAUGAAACAAAAAUAGUUGUUGUAUACUGCUUGGUGGUGUAAAAAGACCUUGGCGUAGCCAGUCUGAUUGAAACGUGGUGGAGGUGAUGAAAAUCAGUAAGAUACUGCAUUACCUGCCAUCAAACUAUACUGAAUAGGCAUGCUAGGUCAUAAAGGUGUGAAGGAACACUAUAUCUAAGAAGUUGCCGUAAAAUCUGAGAGGAAAUUAGAGUAGUGAUGACCCAGCCAAAUUUAUGUUGGAUAUAAACCCCGUAUUUUAAUGGCAUGGAGGUAUUAGGAAAUUUUCUAUUCCAGGCAAGAAGGUGGUUAUGGAUUUCAUGGGGCCUGGGAGAAAAACAGGCUCAUGCGUCUUCAUAAACCUGUAAGAAAAAGUAAAUUCAAUUAUGUCCAUGCUGUCUGGCCAGAUUGUUUGGGAAGGAGCUGGCUAAUAUUUUGAUGAACAAACAUCUUGAUUUACUUAAAGGAUCAUUUCUUGUAACAGCCUGGUGUAGAGUUAGCCUUGAUUUAGGACUAAAAUGUAAGAACUGAUUCAAGAUAUAAUUACUGUUGAGUCACUAAAUAGCAGUGACCACAGUACAAUUACAGGUUCAGCAUCCUCAGGGGUGGAAGGCGCUGGACUGAAAACGAGUCUUGUGUUAUAAAAUAUUGCAGGGGCGAAGAUCAGAAAAAUAAAGUCCUUAGACUUGUCGAGGCAGCGCCAUAGAUACCUGGAAAGGUUACAGAAAUCCAAAUUAGGCAGAGCUCUGUCAUGAAGGAGCUUCAGAGCUGAAGUGGAAAUCAGUUACAAGGUAAAAUAAUUAUAAAGUUAUGAAAUAAAAUAGUUAUAAAGGAAGGGACUUGGUGGAGUCCAGCAAGAUUCCAUCAAAAGACAGAAGCCCAGCUCUUGCAAAGUAGACUGAAAGCGCCGUGCUGUAUGGCAGGUAACCCAUGAUCUGGAAAUUAAGCAGUUUAGGAUGGGCUUUGAAGAGCCGGGGACUUUAGGGAGCAAAUCCUGUCUUAGGCGUAUCAGAGAGAAGGCUGGGGAGGAAAACUGAGCAGGCAGGACUGAAGGCACAGUUAGUUUUCUGCACUACUUCAUGCUACUUGUGUAACUUCUCCGCAUCCUUCCGGAGCACAGAGCACGUUUGAGAGCCUGCUUAUCCAUCACCUAGUCCUUUUGGAUGGUAAAGAUAAGGAGCCUGCCUCUGAAACUCAAGUGCUUGAGGCAGAGACACUGGAGCAAAGUAGUAAAUUCAAGAGGAAGAGCAUCAGGUGUACCUAGGAGUUUGAAAAGAGCUUGCGCCUGAAACACUAAAGUUACUAGCCAAAAUAGGGCUGUUAAAAAAGAGCUUAGUAUUCUCCAUGACUAGAUGACUUCCCAAUGUGAGAUUAUUGUUUUUUUAAUUAAAGUAUUAAAUGGGGCACUGGGAAUUGCAGAUCAGCAAUCCUGGACUCCGGUUUGAGAAGGAGAAAGUACCCUAAGUCUUCAGGAUGUGGUAGGUUGAAAGCAACAUACUUUCUGCAAAGAAAGAGCGUUGGAGUAGGUGGACUUUGAAGGUUCCUUCCAACCCAAAGCAUUCUGUUAUUCUGUGAUCAGUCUUCUUAUCUGGGUAAUCUACCAGAGUCUUUGAACACGUUGACAAACAGCAGGAGGUGGAGAGUCAACUGAUCUUUAUUUGGUUGUUUUAAAACGUUUCUAUCGAGUCCUCCCAAGAAGGUAUUAAAAAAAUAUGCUUGUAAUGAGAGGAGAAAUAUCAUGGAGUCCUUCUUUGGUUGCAGCUGAUGUUGAUCACUUGGGCAGCACAAAGUAGACAAAAAUCUAGUUGGAGAUGGUGACCAAAGGCUUCCAAGCCUGCACCUCGAGUAGAUCUUCAGACUUUGAGCAAAUGAGUUUCCUCUGGAAAACACUGAUUCAUUAAAACCAGGUGUUUUGCCAGGUGGAGAAGGGUUGGUUCUCAUUGAACUUUUCUGGUGAGCACGUCUAGGUCCAGGCUACAAAGACUGGUUGACCGAGGAGGAGAAACAAGCCCAGAAUACUGGGUGGCAUAGCAUCUAGAUUUCUCCUGUCGUGUGACACCCCCAGUUCAAGUUCCUACCCUGAGCUUGACUUUCAGGUCUGCCAGAUCUCAGAGCAUGCCUCAGCAGCGAGUGUUGUGGAUAUGUUCUGUUUUCUUUUGGUUUCACCAAGGCAAAAACCCAAAAGGUUUUGGUCUUGACAAUAGGCAGAAAAAGAAGGAGCGGGGAGAGAGGUCUGGUUGGCAUUUUCCAGGUCUCGCCUAGCUCUGUUCGUGAGGGAGGGUUGUCCACGCGUGUGUGCGGGCACAUGCAGGACUGUGUUACCUCUCUUCCCGAGAGACCUGGGAGGACCCAUAGCUGACUGGUCUGGCCUAGAGCAACCCUUUGCUGCCCGGGCUUAGUUUUAGGCUUCUUAAAAGUCUAGAAGUCGUGGCAAAUACCCGUGCUUCUCCCACCUUCUCUGUCUUCAGUAGAUCAUUGCACCAAAGAGCAAGUGCUUUUGAUAAAUCAUCAGAUUUCGCAAUAGGAGCGGGUUAACUGCAAGGCACCUCAAGGCUUUUGGUUAGAGUUAGCCUUUAAAUAUAAGAACUGGCAACUGAAAGAACAGAAUGGUCGGUUUAUACCGUGACUGAAAAAUCCGGAAGAGCCUGAUAAGCCCUGAUGCCGUGAGCGUGCGGCGGUGGAGGCUGACCCUGGGAAAUGCAAGGCAAUAGGCAGGGGGCAAGGGGGCGGUUUGUAACACCCCAGCAGUAUGGCUAGGCUUUAGGUGAUCAGCUCGGUCAGAAGAAGAGCAUCUGGUGCUGGGCAGCAAAAGCAAAUGAAGUGAAGGUGUAUAGACUGCCGUAGGAAAUAACCGCGUCUUACGGAUUUAGGUGCUAAGGUCCGAGAGGCUGCCGUGCGUGAGCUCUCCUGUAACACAGUUCAUUAGACCCCCAUGGUGUCCCUGUGCUGUUUUCCCUCAGUAAUCUGGUGGUUGUCGGUGGCACAACCUUUGUCCCCUCCCCCUAGAAAUAAUAAUUUCAUUAGACUGCUCACUUCUAGUUAAAUUAUACCAGCUGACUUUGAAGUACUUAAUAUAAAAACGUCGUGGUAUGCUUGCAUGAUAGUUAUUUGAUGUAAGAAAAAAAAAAAAUCUCUUGUGCUCUCUCUUUAGGAAUUUGGGCUUUGAGUUUCAUUAGGGAGUGUUGUACGUACCCAACUGCACGGGAUCAGGCCCAUCUCUUUUUAAAAACAUAUUUCACAUCUGAGAUUAGAAACGUUCUAGAAGACAGAUCGGAAGAUGAAGUUGGCCGUUACAGGCUCAGAUGAUAAUAGUGACUUGUGCAAAGGCUGUCCGUCCACAUAGGAAACUGCACGGCUACUUCUGUUUAACUGCUGUCAAAGGUCUGGCAUUUUGGUAACAGUAUUUUUUUCUAAAUGUACUGAGUAUACUUGCCUUUAAAUCCUGUUAGGUACAGAUAAUUGUCAUUGGUAUUCUGUAAAUUAGCUCUAUACUAGCAUUCACAUUGGACUAGGCUUAACAUUGUGAUUGCCAAAGAUGACUUGAAAAAGGAAAAUUAAUUUAUACCCUUUUAAUGUGGUUCUACCCCAUGUAGGGGGUUGUUUGUAGAAGUAUCAGGAGGGCUACAACUGUCUUCCCCCUGUUGCUUGCCAUGAUUCUCUGCAGGAGAACGUACAGAUUUAAAUCUAUUUUUCCAUCCUUUGGAGACACUGAGAUACUAUCACGGUGAGGGCCACGGAAAUAUCUAGGCAAACCUUGUCCAAUUUUUUUUUUUUCUUCUGCUGUCAGUCAGGUCUCCGAGCUUUUCUUUUUUUUUUUUUUUUUUUUAACGUAAAAAUGUUAAAUUGUUUGAGUAAAAAUCACUUCCCUCAUCUUUCCGGUGCGACAUCCUCUAAUACCGUAGGUCUGUUCGGGCUGGAUUAUUUGUGGUCUUCCAGAAAAAGUAGAUGGAACUGGAAUUACUGAUGCCAAAAAUUGCCCACAGCAAAGGAGGGAAAUCCUUGUUUUUAAGACAAAACCCAUCCGGACCCUUUUCGGACACCCCGCAGCACACCACAAGGGUAUAAAUACCUACUUUUUCUUUUCCAGGUGAUCUUUAAGGCCGGGUAGCGGCGGGCAGGGUCGGUCUGCCUGGGUGGACAGGACGGGGUCCUGCCCUGCAGAUUUGUCCUGCUUCAGCAUCGAACCCGCCGGCUUUUAGGCCGGGCUCUUGUCCUCCAAGUGGAGCUCGGCCCCGGCACCGUCGGCCGCGGGGGUGCCGUGCCCUUGGGCCACCCGCGUGUCGGCAGGUACCGAGAGCCGGCACCUCCACGGGUGACGCUGCCGCGCACUGCCCAGCCACGGGGUCUGCGUUUAGGGAGCCGCGUGCGGUGGGCUUUCACCCUGUCCUCGAUGCUGAUCCCCAGGGCAGGAGAGUUAGGACUUUCUCAGUUAAAGAAAAAACAAAAAGUGAUGCAAAAUCUCCGGAGAGUGGUGUUCCCCCGUGACAGCGACGGCCGUUCGCCACCCGCUUCUGUUCAGCCAUGCCCCCUGGUUCGGUUCUGCUGGGUUUUUAGCCAUCUUGACCUCAUGUUUGCAAAUAUUAUUGGUAAUAUAAUGCUCUAUGUACAAAUGUCUGUGUGGUUCAUGUGUAUGUUUCUGUGGUUCGAGUCAGCCACAGACUUCUGGAAUUUCAUUGUACUUUGGUUAAAUGUUGGACUUUUAACUCUUCUACUGUAUGGCUUCUUGAUUUCUCUUGUCCAAUGUGGACCAACUCUAUUUUUGGAAAUAAAUAAGCAUGUAAAUAAAAUGAAUGGGUUUAUGCCACUUACAAGAAAAUGCUUUCUUUAAAAUGUACACUCAGUCUUGUAUAUUUUAUGGUAUCUCAGGGAGCGGACGAGGCUCAGGCACCAGCAGCCUUGGUGAUGAGAUACCAUAUUAUGUACAAAUUCAUUUCCAAGUGGUUUCAGAAGAAGACUUUCCAUCUCCUGAGCCAAACCCCUGUAGGACCAGCCUUGUGGAGGAGGUGGGGGGGUGUGUGUGGCGUGGUGUAAAUCCAGAAAGAAGCGCAUAGUUUAAGGGGAGUAAAGGAAAGAAACACAACUUUCCUCUCAACACAAGGCUUCUGGUUUGAGGUGUCCAGGUGCCAAAGAUGCCGCCGAGUGUAGGGAUGCCGCGGGGCAGCUCUUGGCUCCUGCCCAGCAGCACGAUGACGACUUCUUUUUUUUUUUUUUUUUUUUUUUUUAAAAACUUCUCCAUAUAAACCAAUAUUUACCAGUAAUCCUGUGUUUCUGUUUUUGUUUUUUGGCAGACUUUUACCAGUAAAUAUCGGUUUAUUCCUGAAACCAGAAGCCCUAAACAUACCUUUGUUUCUAAGGUCAGUUGUCAUUUUGUCUCUCUCAUUCCCCGCUCCCCCCCAGUACGACCCGGCAGGUGAUUGAAAGGUACCGAGUUUUCUUUCUAGUUUUCCUGCUCUGCAUCUCUGGGAACUGGAGCCUGCAGGACCUAGAGCCUUCUGUUGGUAACGUAGACCCAAGUUUACAAAUUAUUCUUGUACCAUUUUAAAGCCUGCUUUUAAGGACAGAAGUGUUCCCGGCUGCCCGCUGCGGGAACUGGUAGAAACCCCUGCAAAUGUAUAAAUUGCAUCAUCUCACUGAAGCCCGUGGGUAGGUCACUCACGAGCAACUUCAGGCUUGGGGCUGAGAAAGUGAUUUCUCCAAAAAUAUACACGAAAAAAUACCAUUUCUGUUUUACGGUGGGGGAGGGAAGGGCGGGAAAGGAAUUUGAAUUAUUUAUUUUUUUCCCCUAGUUUUUUCUGAUUUCUAAUUUACUGCUAGAAAGCAAGUAUGACGUGGGGAGGAGGGAGAGAAUUUGGACGUUCCCCUUCCUAACCUGCUGGUAAACUCUUCCUCCGAGGCUGGGAGAACGGGCCGGUGAAAGGUCUCAUCCUUAAAACGAUGUUACUAGGUGUCUGGGACCCCAAAAAGCGCAGUCGGCGCUUUUUAAUGACAGGAAUCUCUUUAGGUCAUUUUUUUCAGAGUUUUGGUUUAUACCAAGACGAAUGAACUCGGGAGCGUUGAAGCCUCCUUUUUUUUUUUUUUCCCCCCGCGAGUGUUUGCAACCCAAACACAACAGCAUUAUGCUAAUACUCAAGAAAACGGAGAAGCUGGCGAGGAAUAGAAAAUGAGUCGGCUGCACGGUCCCAGCCAAUUUUUUUCUCCCAAGCGAACAAAACGCAGAAAAAAAAAAAAAAAAAAAAAAAAUCCAAAAAAAUGAAAAAUGCAACCUCCCGAAAAAGCAAGCCAAAGGGGAUCUCAAAUGCCUCGUCCGGGUUUGUAGCACGUGGUUGGCAGGAGUGGUUUUGGCAUAGCUGCGACCUAACCGUGUCCCUUUACGGAGCACCAAGGGCUCAUUUCCCCCUAACGAACCCGAAAGCCGAGGUUUUUGCGGUUUUGGGGCGCAGAUCGGAGCUCCUGCAGCCUUAGUUGGAGUCCAGAAUGAGGGGAGCCCUUCCAGCUGUGCACUUUGAGCUGAAAACUACCUUUCCUCCCCUUUUGCAGCCUGGGUGGUUCUGAUUGCUGGCAGUUCUGUAACACAACUUUAAUCUGAGCAAUUGAGGCUGGUCCUACAUUACCUUCAGACGUCUUGCGGAGGACUCCUGUUACCAGUUUGGUACUCAAAAGCUACACCCCACCAUCAGAAGUCACUUGGUUUUUUUGGUUUUUUUCCUUUUUUUUCCCAAAGGCAGUGAUAGAUGACCCUCUUUAGCUCUAAUGGAAAAAUAAUGCUAAUUGCAAUGCAACUUUCUAAGAAAUUGUUCAUAUAUUCAUAAUUCCGUUGCAAUCCCAAAUUGGAGAAGAGAUGUGUUAAAGCCUGAUGGUGUCCCUUUAACAGCAUAAAGAUGUUCACGUUCUCUGAAAAACCAUUAGAAGUGAUUUCCUUUUUAAGGCAAGGGAGAAUUUGUCUGUAAUUUGUUUGCAACGUAACUCGCGUAAAAAUACCAAAAAGAUAUCAAGGGUUUUCACGGGAGUUGGUAUUUUUUCAAGUGUAAAAGUUAAUCUUUAUUAGAGAUGUGCCAAUCUAUACUGCUUUAUUGUAGUGUUGUUACACUUAGGCAUUUCAGUUAACUUACGAAUAUAUACUGUAACAGUAUACUUUGUACAGAUUUAUUUAAAAUUUAUUUGAAAACUGAAAUAAAGUAGGCAGAAAAUAAAGAUAUUUAUUUUUCAUUUGACUAUGUAAGAAGGUAUCAUUCUUUUGGUUUUAGUGCACUGGUGUACCAAGCCUCAGAACCACUGCUUUCUCCAGCUCAUAGGAUGCUUUUCCGAGACUGUGGAUACGUGUAUGUGUACCGCUGUGUUGAUAAGUAAAUGCCAACGAUGGAGUUCGUUGCUUUUAUACAUCCCAAAGAGAAGUUCUCCACCCUUCAUUUUCUGUUUUCUGACCAAAAAAGGCCUGUGGUUGUGAACAGUGUUCACGCGAGUUCUGCCAUCCCACUCUCCCAUCAGCUUAUACCAAUGCCAGGACGGGAGGAUUUGCCUGCGUACCUUCCCCAAAACGCCCUGGUCCGCGGUGGCACCGGCAGGGAGCAGGUCAAACGCGUGUCCUUUGGGCUUUGUGUAAAGCAAACACAGAACAAGAAAAAUCAAGAUGUUAAAUCCAUUAGAAAACAAAUUCCUUAUUGUACAGUAGUAAUGGAGAUCUCUAGUCAACCUGCCAUUAAUAAUAGAUUCUUAUUUUUUGAAUGAUCUAUUUAAAAGAACAGCAAGCAUUGUAUUUGCUAGUAAAUCUGAAGUGUUUACAUGGAAUUACUAAAUAAAUUAUUUGAUCUAAGACGGC